Malus domestica (apple) is the source of this 770-nucleotide messenger RNA. Lineage: Eukaryota; Viridiplantae; Streptophyta; Magnoliopsida; Rosales; Rosaceae. The record is from RefSeq and is a predicted model, not a curated record.
AGGGCUGAGGAUCGACAUGCUAAGCUCUUCUUACCUCAUAGGAGCAGCACGUCAGAGUUGAAAAAACGUCAAGCGGAGGACUUUUUAUCUUCCGAUAAAGUGAAGCUAGCUAAAGCUUACUCUGGUGUUCCAUCCCCUGUCCAGUCGAUCAUGGGAGCAUAUCCAAAUACACAGAACCAAUGGCCAGCUGGUUACAGUGUGCAGCCUCAAGCUUGGCCACCAGCUACGCAAGCUACACAGGGACAACAGUGGCCAGCUGGUUAUACCCAACAGCCGUACAAUGCAUAUAGUGGUUAUGGAGCUGGCUACACUAAUCCCCAAGCGCCCGCGGUGGCGCCACAAACUGCUGCUUAUGGUGCUUAUCCUUCUACAUAUCCUCCUCAGGCCGUCCCGCCUCAAAGUUACGCACAUCCAACCGUGGCAGCGGUAGCACCAGCAGCAGCAGUAGCACCGGCUCCGCAACCCGCAUCAGCUCCUCAGGCGUAUUAUGGGAGUUACUACUGAUGUGGCUGGAGUAGCCUGCAUAGUUGGCCUACGUAGUUUAAUUUUCUCCUUUUGGAAACCUGACUGAUACUGAGUUAUGUUUUUCGGAAACAUCGGUUCGUACUUUGUAGCGGACAGAUUUUUGGGUGAGACAGAGAUAGUGAUCAGUUUAAUCGUUCCUGGAAAUUGUAUUCGUAUAGAAAUUUAUCGAUCUUGAACAUGAUAUUUAGUUGUUGUUUACUGUAAAUUCAACUAUAUCAUUGCCGUCGGAAGUCUCCGAAUGCCGA